Naegleria gruberi is the source of this 636-nucleotide messenger RNA. RefSeq lists its product as uncharacterized. The transcript has a single exon. Lineage: Eukaryota; Heterolobosea; Eutetramitea; Acrasida; Naegleriidae. The record is from RefSeq and is a predicted model, not a curated record. Bases 1 to 468 code for a protein of 155 amino acids.
AUGUCUCCACUCGAUAUCUUCCAUGAUGAAGCCUUUACUUCAGUCAUUCUCAAGUUUCAAAACCUCUUUACUUCCAAAAAAUCAAAAAAGAAUCAACAAGAAAAAUCUAAUAAGAAAUCUUCUACAAUGACUAAACUUGAAAGUGUUAACACUCUCAAGUCAACUCUCCAAAUUGAUACCACUAACAGUUCCUAUUCAAAUUCAUCAUCAUCAUCUAGUAGUUCAUCUUCACCAUCAUCCUCAUCAUUAUCAUCAAAUGGUUCACCAUCAUCAAAUAAGAAGAAGAGAACUAAACCAAAUUUAACAAUCAAGACAACAAAUAAUGCUAGUAGUAAUGGUAGUAGAAAAUGCAAUGCAAACUUUGUCAUUCCAAAGGAACAUCACUUGACAGAACAUUUAUCAGGUGAUGUUAUUCAAGAUGUUUUUCUUGAUUGGGUUUAUUCUACUGCCUAUUCUAAAUUUUAUUAAGUAUUAUGAAAGAAUGAUAGUUGCCAAUAAUAAUAAUACUAAGAAGAAUUUAAACUUGUAAAUAUUUAAUAAUACGAAUGUGUAAAUAGAAAGUACUACUGACAAUUUUAAAGAGUGUCAGAAUUUAGUACCACCACGAAUCUAAAUAAAUUAUUUUUCAAACUUUAC